ACUCACAAAGUGAGUUUACUUGCUGCUGGUGUACUUGGUCACAGCUUUGGUUCCUUCACUGACAGCGUGUUUUGCCAGUUCACCGGGCAAAAGCAGCCUGAUGGCGGUCUGGAUCUCACGAGAACUGAUGGUUGAUUUCUUGUUGUAGUGGGCAAGGCGGGAAGCUUCGGUGGCGAUGCGCUCGAAGAUGUCGUUGACAAACGAGUUCAUGAUGCCCAUGGCUUUGCUGGAGAUACCAGUGUCAGGGUGAACUUGCUUCAACACCUUGUAGAUGUAGAUGGCAUAGCUUUCCUUUCUCUUUCCCCUCCUCUUCUUCUUUCCAUCAGAUGGAGCCUUUGCCUUUCCAGCUCUCUUCUCGCCUUUCUUUCCUGCAACUUUGGGUGCCAUGUCUGUCGAUCAGAAUGGAAGUGAAUGCAAUGAGUUGACCCAGAUUCUAUUUAUCUCAAAACCAUUAGGGGAUCAAUUAACAUACGGAUCGAAAUCGUUGAGUUUUAAUUGGUUACUUUAUUUCAAGGUCAAUAUGCUUCCUGUAUACAUCAUCAUAUUUCAUUAGACACUUAAAAUUGUUAAGUCUGAUUGGUGCGUUUCGAUCCCAUUCAAAUUUUACCGCGCGUAUAAACUCUUAGGUUUGUAAGUUCAGUCCAUUUUCAGUCCAUUCACUCGUGCAUUUUCGAGCUAAACGUUUGUUGUGAAAACAUGUCUGGUCGCGGUAAAGGAAAGGCAAAGGGCACCAAGUCCAAAAGCCGAUCAUCCCGAGCAGGACUUCAGUUCCCCGUUGGACGUAUCCAUCGUCUUCUUCGAAAAGGCAACUAUGCUGAGCGUGUUGGCGCUGGUGCUCCAGUCUACUUGGCUGCGGUGCUCGAGUAUUUGAGCGCUGAGAUCCUCGAGUUGGCGGGCAAUGCUGCUCGUGACAACAAGAAAACCAGAAUCAUUCCCCGUCACCUUCAGCUUGCUGUCCGCAACGAUGAAGAGUUGAACAAACUGCUUGCCGGCGUCACCAUCGCUCAAGGAGGUGUUCUGCCCAACAUCCAGGCUGUUCUUCUGCCCAAGAAGGCGGAGAAGAAGACAAAAGCCUAAACAGUCCUACGCUGCGUUAACACAAACGGCUCUUUUAGGAGCCACCACAUUUAAAAAAGUCAUGACCAUAAAAAGAAAAACAUAUCAACCCAUUUGUAGAUUUAUUCUUCUUUGAAUAAGUCAGUGAAGCCAGAAAGUAACCCCUGAUUCAGCUUGCAUGAUAAUCCUUAUAACUUACGGUUAAAACUCCAUUGAUCAAAACAGAAAGCUUUAGUGGCUUAACUGGGUGUUUCCGUUCUAGAAGAAUUCACCAAAUAAAGUUUCUGGGUUUAGGCGUUGAUUAGUUGAAAAUAAACCGCCCAUGAAACGGCAAUAUUUUGACAUUUUAGAGAGGGGUAGAAAUUAGGCUUAUGUGAAAAAGAUCAGUAAAAUAUGUGAAAUACAUAUAAAUAUUAAAGUUCGAACAUGUGCAUCUAAUGGCGAUGGGUUUUCCGUAGUGUCUCAUAGAUCACCGCGUUACAUCAAAUGCAAAUCUGUUCAGUUUAUAACGACGCCGGCGCGCAAUUUGUUUUUCUUUUGUCUUCAUGCCUCAACGAGCGUCCGUUAUACAGUUGAUUGCUUUGUGGCAAAAACGCAUCUUUGCUAGAACCUCUACAACGACAUCGUACAAAAAUAAAAAAUAAUAUUACUGACUGUCUUUUCUUCAACGGGAAACCCCACGCGCAGUGUACAUUAAAUACGAGAGUAACAUCACUUUAUUGGCUAUGACUUUUAAAGAUUUGGUGGCUCCUAAAAGAGCCGUUUGUUUGGGUGGGUAACGCAAAGAUCUAACCGCCAAAUCCGUACAGAGUACGUCCUUGGCGUUUGAGAGCGUACACCACAUCCAUGGCGGUCACAGUCUUGCGUUUGGCGUGCUCGGUGUAGGUAACAGCAUCACGGAUCACAUUCUCCAGGAAAACUUUGAGAACACCACGAGUCUCUUCGUAGAUCAGGCCAGAGAUUCGCUUGACACCGCCACGGCGAGCAAGACGACGGAUAGCUGGCUUGGUGAUGCCUUGGAUGUUGUCACGAAGAAUCUUUCGGUGACGCUUGGCGCCUCCUUUUCCUAGACCUUUGCCUCCUUUACCGCGACCAGACAUGUUGAUGUAAUAUCUUGAAACAGGAUAAUGACUCAAACAUUGAGAAUUCUUCUUUUUAUACCACAAACAAUGACCUCACGGGAAACAGGCUAAAAGAAGUGUAAUUAGUUGUUCGCCAUUGGUGGAUAGAAACAAAAGAGCCAUGAGGUCAAGAUAAUCAUUACCAUCUAUUGCCUCACCAGACAAGACCAAACAUGUUAGAGGAGCAAAAACUUCACAUUAUCACUAACAAACGUGCGACUUAACCCCUCGACGAAUCUUAUGAUGAUAUUUUCUAACAACUAAGAACGAAAGCUAACAAAUUAUUGUUUCCCACGAAUAAAAAAACCUUAAGAGGCAUACAGGAUCGAAAUGCAAUCCCAGAUCAUGAGACUAUUUUGCAAGCAGUUUUGGUUAUCCAAUGAAAUUGCAUAGUUUAUAACCAAUCAGGAAAUAGCGCGCUAAGAAUAAAGUAUUAGGGAUUACCGUCGAAAAAUUAUUCGUUGACUUUUGAGUUAGCAGAAAUGGCACGUACAAAGCAAACUGCCCGUAAAUCAACUGGUGGAAAAGCUCCACGAAAACAGCUCGCCACAAAGGCAGCUCGUAAGAGCGCGCCCGCCACUGGAGGAGUCAAGAAACCUCAUCGUUACAGGCCUGGUACAGUGGCUCUUCGUGAAAUCCGUCGUUACCAGAAAUCCACCGAGCUGCUAAUCCGCAAGCUGCCCUUCCAGCGUCUUGUGCGAGAAAUCGCUCAAGACUUCAAGACCGAUCUGCGUUUCCAGAGCUCUGCUGUGAUGGCUCUUCAAGAAGCAAGCGAGGCCUAUCUCGUUGGUCUGUUUGAAGACACCAACUUGUGCGCCAUCCACGCCAAGCGUGUCACCAUCAUGCCCAAAGACAUUCAGUUGGCCCGCCGAAUCCGCGGAGAGCGUGCAUAAGUCGAUUGCUUCCAAUACUUACAACACAAACGGCUCUUUUAGGAGCCACCACAUCAAUAAAAGCAAUAACCAACAGAAAUGAAUUUUGUGUCCUUCCAUGUUUCCACUCCUUUCGGCACAAAAGCUAUAGCGAGUCGAAGGUCUAAAAUUUUCUUUCUUAUAACAAGCCAAACCGUUUUCGCAGCUCCAAGAAUGAGUAAGAUUUUUUUGUAACAAGAAUUUUUAAGUAAGGAACUUAGAAGGCAGAAAUCAACGAAAAUGAUAAAAAUGUUUUAUCGGUUUAACUUCGUAACAAAUGAUGCCAAAAAAGCUACUUUACCUAUUUUUGUUCCCUGCCAAUGAAUUCUUCCGAUUGAACGCGCGAUUUAUUUAGGACAUUUAGUUUUAUGCGCAUGAAAUUAGUUAGUGAAUCAAAUCUGUAAAAACACUACAAAGUUGCCUGAAUAUUCUCAGGGAAAACAUAUCCAUAAAAACGGAAACCGCAGGAUAUAAAAAACAGCUAGUGAAUGAGGCGCUCUUUCUUUUUUAAAAAUCUCUACCGUGUACAGCCGCCAACCCCUCAGAAAAUAUGAUCACAACAUGGCUCAAUAAAUAAAAAAUGUUCCAGUCAUAAAAGUAAAUCAGAAGGAAGGUUAACCUUAUCUCCACGAAGAAAAACUGACCUUUCAGUUCUAACAAUAUUUUAACAGCCGACUGCCGCUCAUUUUUUGAAACACAAAAUAGUUCCAACAUAAUACGAACAUCUAUAUUCACUGUCUACUAACAUAAGAUCGCUGCAUCUACCAGUGGAAGGAAAUUUUGAUAUAGAUAAUUUAGAUAAAUGCACAUCGAACCGUCGGUGAUUUUGCUAGUGACUCACUAAAAAAAUUACCGACAGUUAAUCAGAUCUCGAAAAUCUUGACCGCCUGUGACCAUUUAGACACUCAGCCUGAAUUUCAACAACUUAUGAAGUUUGGUCUUGUUCAGUUUGGAUCGUAAUAGCCUUCUCUCGACUUCUCUCCCUUGCGAGUGGAUGCAAGCGACUUUGUCCUUGUUACGAUGACAAAAGAGAGUUUAAACCAAGUUAAAUGAGAGAUAAUGUGAAGAUUAUAGCAAGAGACUUGAAGUGUAAUAGUUCUCCUAUCUCCCAAAUGUUUCUACACAGAAAAAAAGGUCGCAGGAGCAACAGUUAUACGACUUAAAAGAUAAAAUUGUUUCAAAAUUGACCGAAGGGGAAGGAUAAAAGGUCAUUUAUUAUUUCUUAUACUUGCCUUACCUCGCACUUAUUUAAGGUAAUCAGUUCUUCAAAGACUACACGUUCAAUUUUUUUAAUUUUAGAAGUGAUUAAUUUUUCUGUUACAUCACUUUAUUUGACAAAACCCACAGAAAACUAGCACAGAAGAAUCGGGCGCCAUGUUCGUUUGCUGUCUCCUCAGUGGUCCGCAUACAAGUAAUUUACAUCAGCUAACAGCAUCCGAAGCAUCAGUUCUUUCGUAUCCGAAGGUAUCGUUCAAACUCCAUCAUGUCUGAAGCAGCACAAGCAAAAGCAAAGUCACCGGUUAAGAAGAAGCCAUCUAAGCCUAAAAAGCCAGCUGAUCACCCCCCAUACAGUGAGAUGAUCAAAGCUGCUAUUGUAGCUCUGAAAGAGCGAGGCGGAUCUUCGCGCCAAGCCAUCGAGAAGUACAUCAAAGCCAACUACAAGGUUGGCGAGGUCGGCCCACACUUGAAGACGGCUCUCAAGAGAGGAGUUGCCGGUGGAAAGUUAGUACACACCAAAGGAGUUGGCGCUUCUGGUUCCUUCAAGGUGCCCAAGGAGGAAAAGAAAGCUCCGAAGAAACCGGCGAAGAAGCCAAAGAAGCCCGCCGCCAAGAAGGUAACAAAGAAACCCGCGGCUAAAAAGCCAGCGGCGAAGAAACCAGCAGCUAAAAAGAAGCCAGCCAAGAAAACAGCAGUUAAAAAGCCCAGUAAGAAAUCGACACCGAAAAAGACUGCAGCAAAGAAACCAGCCGCCAAAAAAGCUACAGGAAAGAAGACAAAGAAGCCUGCAGCCAAAAAGCCCGCCAAGAAAACUGCCGCCAAAAAAACCGCCAAGAAGUAA
Porites lobata is the source of this 5147-nucleotide messenger RNA. Lineage: Eukaryota; Metazoa; Cnidaria; Anthozoa; Scleractinia; Poritidae. The record is from the annotation of a GenBank genome assembly.